AUCACAUUUGCAAAGUCCCCAUUGCCAGACCUUCCCUGAUGGAUGAUCUUUGUGAAGCAAAUGGCACUUUUGCCAUCAGCUUAUUAAAAAUAUUGAGUGAAAAGGACAAGUCAGGAAACGUGUGUUUUUCUCCCCUGAGCAUCUCCUCUGCCCUGGCCAUGGUCUUUAUGGGGGCAAAAGGAAACACCGCGGCCCAGAUGUCCCAGGCACUUUGUUUGAAUGACUACAGAGAUAUUCACCAAGGUUUCCAGUCACUUCUUGCUGAGGUGAACAAAACUGGAACUCAAUACUUGCUUAGAACUGCCAACAGACUCUUUGGAGAAAAAACGUGUGAAUUCCUUUCAACCUUUAAGGAAUCCUGCCAGAAGUUCUAUCAGGCAGAGCUGGAGGAGCUGUCCUUUGCUAAAGAUACUGAAGAAUGUCGGAAACACAUAAAUGCUUGGGUGACAGAAAGGACGGAAGGUAAAAUAUCAGAGGUGCUGGGUGCGGGGACAAUUGAUCCACUGACUAAGCUGGUCCUUGUGAAUGCUAUCUAUUUCAAAGGAAAGUGGCAUGAGCAAUUUGACAGAAAGUACACAAGGGGAAUGCCUUUUAAAACUAACCAGGAGAAAAAGACAGUGCAGAUGAUGUUUAAGCAAGCUAAAUUUAAAAUGGGGUAUGUAGAUGAGGUGCACACGCAUGUCCUGGAGCUGCCAUACGCACAGGAGGAGCUGAGCAUGGUUAUUCUGCUUCCUGAUGACAACACGGAUCUCACCGAGGUGGAAGAAGUACUCACAUAUGACAAGUUCAGAGCCUGGACAGACCCAGAAAAGAUGACGAAGAGUGAAGUUCAGGUUUUCCUUCCCAGAUUUAAGCUGGAGGAGAGUUAUGACUUGGAGUCUUUCCUCCGAGGUUUAGGAAUGAUUGAUGCUUUUGAGGAAGCUAAGGCUGACUUUUCUGGAAUGUCAACUAAGAAGAACGUGCCCGUGUCCAAGGUCGCUCACAAGUGCUUCGUGGAGGUCAAUGAGGAAGGAACAGAGGCGGCUGCAGCUACCGCAGUGGUCAGGAAUGCCCGGUGCAGCCGGACGGAGCCAAGGUUUUGUGCAGACCACCCUUUUCUUUUCUUCAUCAGGCACCACAAAACCAGCAGCUUCUUGUUCUGCGGCAGGUUCUCCUUUCCGUAAAGAGGUGUGGUUGCUGCACAUGCCCUCCUUUCCCUUCUGCCUACCUUGCCUUAAUUAAAAUUCUAUCUGACCAAGUCA
This is a messenger RNA of Galeopterus variegatus (Sunda flying lemur), 1241 nucleotides long. RefSeq names its product serpin B8. Gene Ontology annotation, molecular function: serine-type endopeptidase inhibitor activity. Gene Ontology annotation, cellular component: cytoplasm. Gene Ontology annotation, biological process: negative regulation of endopeptidase activity. The record is from RefSeq and is a predicted model, not a curated record. The transcript is spliced from 7 exons. NCBI's taxonomy places the organism in Eukaryota, Metazoa, Chordata, Mammalia, Dermoptera, Cynocephalidae. Bases 39 to 1163 code for a protein of 374 amino acids.